CUUUGUGUAUUAUUCACAUGGCGGAAGAUUGAUUUUAACUUUCACGUGGUGAGAAAGCACAAUGAGUUUAAUGGAAAAAAUUCGUCAGCUUGAGCUGAUUGAGAAGGAUAUCGCUGCAGCAAUCAGUAGCGCUGGGCAAGGCUUACAGGAAUUAUCAAAAGAUAAACCUGGAAACAAACAUGUGGAAACUCAUACUACCAACUUCCUCAAGACACUGGAAGGUGUGGAGACGGGAUUAACAAAGCAAAUUAAUUAUCUGACACAGGUGUCUACAGGUCAACCUCACGAAGGCUCUAACUACGCAGCCCAGAAGGAUCUCCAGAUGGCCAUUCACCGGGUGGAGCACGUCAAGUCGCGUCUCAAUGAGCUGGAGAAACUGAACGCUGAGCACACACGACCACGACCACCUAGUGUUGGACAGAGGAGCUUCUCAAUGCCACAGACGGAUCACAUGACCUGAGAUAGUGGUGACUUUGUGGUUGUAGCACGUGAUGGGAUAGCUCCACCGUGCAGGUGUUGAAUUUGUGGUUGUAGCAUGGAACAACUCAAGUGCACAGUUGACUUAUUGGUUGUAACAUGGAAGAUCUCGAGAGUGCACAGUUGACUUGUGGAUGUAGCAUGGAACAUCUCCCCAUUGCAAAGUUGACUGUGAGGCUCUAUAUAUGUAGUAUGGAACAACUCCACAGAUUGUGAUUGUCUUGUGGAUGUAAUAUGGAACAUCUCCACGUUGCAAAGUUGACUGUGAGGCUCUAUAUAUGUCGUAUGGAACAACUCUAGAGAUUACAAUUGUCUUGUGGAUGUAGCAUGGAACAUCUCCACAUUGCAAAGUUGACUGUGUGGCUCUAUAUAUGUAGUAUGGAACAACUCCAGAGAUUACAAUUGUCUUGUGGAUGUAGCAUGGAACAUCUCCACAUUGCAAAGUUGACUGUGUGGCUCUAUAUAUGUAGUAUGGAACAACUCCAGAGAUUACAAUUGCCUUGUGGAUGUAGCAUGGAACAUCUCCACAUUGCAAAGUUGACUGUGGCUCUAUAUAUGUAGUAUGGAACAACUCCACAGAUUACAAUUGUCUUGUGGAUGUAGCAUGGAACAUCUCCACGUUGCAAAGUUGACUGUGUGGCUCUAUAUAUGUAGUAUGGAACACCUCCAGAGAUUACAAUUGUCUUGUGGAUGUAGCAUGGAACAUCUCCACGUUGCAAAGUUGACUGUGUGGCUCUAUAUAUGUAGUAUGGAACACCUCCAGAGAUUACAAUUGUCUUGUGGAUGUAGCAUGGAACAUCUCUACAUUGCAAAGUUGACUUUGAGGCUCCAUAUAUGUAGUAUGGAACAACUCCAGAGAUUACAAUUGUCUUGUGGAUGUAGCAUGGAACAUCUCCACGUUGCAAAGUUGACUGUGUGGCUCUUUAUAUGUAGUAUGGAACAACUCCAGAGAUUACAAUUGUCUUGUGGAUGUAGCAUGGAACAUCUCCACAUUGCAAAGUUGACUGUGUGGCUCUAUAUAUGUAGUAUGGAACAACUCCAGAGAUUACAAUUGUCUUGUGGAUGUAGCAUGGAACAUCUCCACGUUGCAAAGUUGACUGUGAGGCUUUAUAUAUGUAGUAUGGGACAACUCCAGAGAUUACAAUUGUCUUGUGGAUGUAGCAUGGAACAUCUCCACAUUGCAAAGUUGACUGUGAGGCUCUAUAUAUGUAGUAUGGAACAACUCCAGAGAUUACAAUUGUCUUGUGGAUGUAGCAUGGAAUAUCUUCACAUUGCAAAGUUGACUGUGGCUCUAUAUAUGCAGUAUGGAACAACUCCACAGAUCACGAUUGACUUGUGAUUGUAAUAUGGAACAUCUCCACAUUGCAUAAUUGACUUUGUUACUUUAGUAUGGAACAUCUCCUCAUUGCAGAGUUGACUUUUGGUUGUACAUGUAAGAUGGAGCAUCCCAAUAGGGAAUCUGUAUAUCUGGCCUAAGGCACAUUCAUACAUUCCCAUACAUCUGCUGCGUUGUUCCCACAGAGUUGCUGCGUUGUUCCCAUACAGCUGCUAAGUUGUUCCCAUACAGUUGCUACGUUGUUCCCAUACAGUUGCUGCGUUGUUCCCAUACAGUUGCUACGUUGUUCCCAUACAGUUGCUACAUUGUUCCCACACAGCUGCUAAGUUGUUCCCAUACAGUUUCUACGUUGUUCCCAUACAGUUGCUACGUUGUUCCCAUACAGUUGCUGCGUUGUUCCCAUACAGCUGCUAAGUUGUUCCCAUACAGUUACUAUGUUGUUCCCAUACAGUCACUAUGUUGUUCCCAUACAGCUGCUACGUUGUUCCCAUACAGCUGCUACGUUGUUCCCAUACAGCUGCUAAGUUGUUCCCAUACAGCUGCUACGUUGUUCCCAUACAGUUUCUACGUUGUUCCCAUACAGUUGCUAAGUUGUUCCCAUAAGGCUGCUACAUUGUUCCCACACAGUUGCUAUGUUUUUUAAUACUGCUGCUGCAUUGUUCCCAGAAAGCCCCUACAAUGUUUCCACUCAGUGGCCGCAUUGUUCCCACGUGGCUGCUACAGUUUUACAUUUGCUGGCUUCACAGUGUGGGCAUUGCAUAUUUUUUUUUAAUCGAAAUGGUAUUGAAUCAAAAUGUAAACGGGGACAGUGAAUUGGUCAGCCUUGUGUACCCAGUAGUAAGUCAAGACAUGAACACCAGGUCAAGAUGUGACUGAGGAUGUGACCUGAUAGAAGGCUUGUAAGGGAGAAUAUUACAAGCCUGUAGGCCUACAGGUACAUAUGUACCACGGAGUAUGGUGUACAUGACUCCGUAAAUGUUAAGGACUUCUCAUUUGUAUGAAUGUUCAAAGCAGAGAAUGGGACAAUAAAGUCGUUUUGGAAAAAGCAAAAGAAAGUGUCAUAAGGCUGUAAACGCGAGUGUGGAAUCCUUGAUUGUAAGGGAAGCAACAUAUUAAAGUACAAUAGUUUUAGCUGAAUGAUGUGAACACAAGAAAUCCAUGACUUUAACAUGAAAUAACUUAAAAUAGUAAUGUACAGGUAUAACUGUAUAAGUCAAGAUCGAAAUCACUCCAAUGAAAUUAAAAUGUCCGAUGAAAAAUCAAAACCAAUGCCUUUGCUUGUAAUGUAAU
Liolophura sinensis is the source of this 3103-nucleotide messenger RNA. RefSeq names its product mediator of RNA polymerase II transcription subunit 11-like. The transcript has 3 exons. Lineage: Eukaryota; Metazoa; Mollusca; Polyplacophora; Chitonida; Chitonidae. The record is from RefSeq and is a predicted model, not a curated record. Gene Ontology annotation, molecular function: transcription coregulator activity. The coding region runs from base 62 to 460 and encodes 132 amino acids. Gene Ontology annotation, cellular component: mediator complex. Gene Ontology annotation, biological process: regulation of transcription by RNA polymerase II.